Chrysemys picta bellii (western painted turtle) is the source of this 2886-nucleotide messenger RNA. NCBI's taxonomy places the organism in Eukaryota, Metazoa, Chordata, Testudines, Emydidae. The record is from RefSeq and is a predicted model, not a curated record.
ACUUGUGUGGACAAAGAAUCUAGUCAUGAGUUUCAGAUAGUUGAUGAGGAGUUUGCUGUCUACCUGGACCAUUAUAUUCCAUUUGUCACCACCAUCCAACAGACUAGCAUUCCAUUUCAAUAUCAAACUGGAGUUUGAGAGAUAUGAAAAAUGGUAGCAACUAUUUCCAGGGAGGACCUAAUAACAGACCCUCCAAGCUUCCAUGUGAUGGAACCAUGAGGGUAGUUUGCCCAUGAUGGCUUCUAGCUCAUGGAGACUUGCAGGCCAUAGUUUUACUUUAAGGCUCAAGCCUCCAAUCUCUGCAGAUUAAUUAAACUCUAGAAGUAUUGCCCAUAUGAAAACUGAGAGCAGGCCUAACGGUCUGGAAAUAUUAGAAAAAAGUGAGUUUUUGUUACUUUGCCUGCCUGUUCUAAUGACAAAAUAGUAGAGAUGGCUGUCUUCCCUGCCCGAUGGUGAGACUGCACCAUCCACUUUCACUGGAUUCCCUGUGAAUUCAUCAAGUUUUAAGCUUCUUUUGGUCACCUACAAGACCCUUCACAACUUUGCCCCUCUUUGCUUUUCCUUUUCUGUCUCAUAGCCCCCUGCCUCCUCCACUAUGCCAAUGCCUUGGCUGUCAGUUUGUCACUGUGCUUGUUACCAUACUUCCUUCUCCUUCUUCAAAUCCCGCCUCAAGAACCACUUCUGCUGUGGUGCCUACAAGAAAUCAUCCAACUAGUAAAAGUUUGGUUUUGUGUCAGGUGGGUUUAGAUGAUUGUAGGUACAUUUAAAAAAAGAGAGCGAACCAUGAAUCUGUGCAAUACCUAUGUCCCACAUGAUCUUAUUUUCACUACCCUUGUUCACUCUCAUUCCUUUUUCUCCUCGUUUAUCAGUCUCACUUUUUAUAUCUUGUUCUCUCACAAACAUCACUGAAACUGCAAUUAAAACUAGAGGCUAACAUUACGGGUUGUGCAUGUAGCAGCAUGUUUUGUGAACUCAAUUUAAAGUACAACUUUUUGGACAGAUAGCUCAUUGUUUUAAAUCCCAGAAUUCCUUUUUCCAAAGAGAUCACUCCCUACAAAACGAUUUAGUUUUUAGCCCCACCCUUCAAAUGUCAGUUAUCUAGCUCCCAGUUCAGAGAACCAUCUGCAGAAACUCCGGGAACACAGGAAGAGAAGAAUUUUCAAACCCUUGUGAAGCAAGAACAAUAUUUUAACUACAGUGGCUUGUUAAAUCUUGUUUUGUCUAACGUUCGUGGCAGUGGGACUACACAAGGCAAUAUUGGCUCUCUCUGUUAUCAUGCUGCUCUUUGAGGCAGGAAUGUCCUCAUCCUCCUCAGGCUUGGAGAAUCAGAUCUUCCAAUACAUUGAUCUUCAUCAAAAUGAAUUUAUUCAGACCCUUAAGGAAUGGGUAGCAGUGGAGAGUGAUUCUAUUCAACCGGGGCUAAGACAAGAAGUAAUACGAAUGGUGGAAUUAACAGCAGACAGGCUUCGAGCUUUGGGAGCCACUGUUGAGUUAGUGAAGUUGGGCUCCCACAAGCUGUCUGAUGGCCAGAGCCUUCUGUUGCCUCCUCUAAUUCUAGCAGAACUUGGUAAAGAUCCACAAAAACCCACUGUAUGUUUCUAUGGACAUGUGGAUGUACAACCUGCCAAAAAAGAAGAUGGAUGGAAAACUGACCCCUACACACUGACUGAAAUUGAUGGAAAUCUUUAUGGGCGUGGAGCAACAGAUAACAAAGGACCUGUCUUGGCCUGGAUAAAUGCAGUGGAAUCAUUCAGAGCACUAAAAUUAGACAUACCAGUAAACCUCAAGUUCAUUAUUGAAGGUAUGGAAGAAGCAGGAUCUCUUGGACUAGAGGAAAUAAUUAAGAAAGAAAAUCAGCGUUUUUUCUCUGAUGUUGACUUUAUUGUGAUUUCGGAUAACCUUUGGCUUAGCAACAGGAAACCAGCCCUCACGUAUGGGACUCGGGGAAACAUCUGCUUCUCUGUGGAGGUACGGUGUGGGGAGAGAGAUCUUCAUUCAGGAAGUUUUGGAGGCAUCAUUCAUGAACCAAUGACUGACCUAAUAGCUCUGCUUGAUAGCCUUGUGGAUACAUCAGGUCGUAUUUUGAUCCCUGGAGUCUAUGAUGAUGUUGCUUCCCUAUUGGAAGAGGAGAAGAAGUUGUAUGAAGCAAUUGAAUUUGAUAUAGAGGAACAUAAAAAUAAUAGUGGUGUGAAAAAAUUCCUAUAUGACACUAAGGAGGAAAUACUUAUGCACCUGUGGCGUUACCCCUCUCUCUCUAUUCAUGGGAUUGAAGGAGCUUUUCACGAACCAGGAAUAAAAACAGUUAUACCCGCAAGAGUAAUAGGAAAAUUUUCAAUCCGGCAAGUCCCUCACAUGGACAUUUCAAUCGGAGAACAUCAGGUGAUAAAAUAUUUAGAGGAUGUAUUCUCUAAGAGAAACAGCCCAAACAAACUGAAGGUGUCUGUGCCAAUAAGUGCAAUGCCAUGGCUUGCUAACAUAAAUGAUCCUCUUUAUACAGCAGCAAGAAAGGCAAUCAAAACAGUUUUUGGACAAGAUCCAGAAAUGAUCCGGGAUGGCUCAACAAUUCCUAUUGCCCAAACGUUCCAGAAUAUAACAAGGAAGAGUGUGAUGAUGCUUCCAGUUGGAGCAGCUGAUGAUGGGGAGCAUUCCCAAAAAGAGAAAAUAAGCAGGCACAAUUACAUUCAAGGAACAAAACUGUUUGCAACCCUUUUCUUGGAGAUUGCAAAACUGCCUGGAAAGUUACAGGAAACGUCCAACACGACGACUACAAACUGAUGGAUCCUGGCAAAACAAUAAGCUAGACUCCUGCCUAUUGUCUUAAAUAUUCUAACCUCCUUCUUUAUUACUCUGGAGAAACAUGUACAAACAAUAAAAUAGUUAGAUGUA